AGUUGCAAGUCAGGAACUAUCGCGUCCGCGUGGCUGCUCGGCCUUGCCUAUUCGCGCUGUCAUCCCGCCGAUCUCGAGCGCGACGAUCGGCCGAUCGAUCGAUCACAUAAGUAUACGGUGAAAGAGGGAGAUCUUUCGCGAUUCAACCGCGAUUUCCCGAUUUUUCGAUGUUAUUCCGCGGCGCGACGAAUUUCCGCUCGCGCGACUAGAUCGUCCGUUUUUGUUUUUUUUUUUCCCUUAAUUAAUGGAAAGCAACGAAAACGAAAGCGUCGUGACACCGAGCGAGACGUGUCUAUGUAGACGAAAAGCGUAGAACGCGCGUGGGUACAGUGCGACACGUAAGAUUUCUCACAGGCGGCAUGGAUAAAGACUUUCGCCCGGAUUAUCAAAAAAUGCGAUGUGCUCUGCUUCAUCUGCUGCUGAUAGUGGGGGGUGCAACAGGUUUGAAAAAUCUGACGAUAAGCGUACCGGCCAUGGUGAGAUCAGGGGAUACCGUAACGCUAUCAUGUCACUACGACUUGGAGGGCGCAAAUUUGUAUACUAUACAAUGGUUCUUCAACGCUAUAGAAUUUUACAGCUACAUACCUGACCGCGUUCCACCGCUCAAAACGUUUGACGUCGGUAUACAAGUUAACGAUUCCGAAUCGAACACAAACGAUGUGACAUUGAUGAACUUGACCAGGCAACUUACCGGGAUCUACAAGUGCGAGGUGUCCGCUGGCAGUCCUUCCUACCACACUAUGAUAGAAAGGGGAAUGGAAGUAGUCGACGCCCCAAAAACGGAUCCUACGAUUCGCAGUGAGAAGGAGCGCAUAGCGGUGAGCGAGACGCUACGAGUCAACUGUUCCUCAGGCGACUCACGACCAGCCCCCAAUGUUACAUGGAAGCUCAACGGAGACCUCAUCGAGGACAAUUCGCAGUAUAGUGUGCAACACUACAAAGUUUCUCACGAAAACGACACACAAUCUACGAAGUCGCAGAUACGUUUUAAAGUGACGGAGAGCAUGUUUCGCAAUGGACGUUUACACCUACGCUGCACGGCCUCCAUCGCAGACGUUUAUCGGAAAUCGGUGGACAUCGACAUCGCCGAGGACAGACCUCGUCUCGCAUCCAUCACCGGCGUAAAAUCACCACCGUACGGUGGAGCGAACGGAUGCGCCGGACAGAAUUGGCCCUGGAAUGGUAAUCGCGGUGCGGCGAUAAUAAUAGCCGUCGCGGCGGCUACCCUGUUCCUGAUGAUGACAUCGCUGACGAUGACGGUACCCCCGAUAACGUAUGUACUGUCGAGGAACGAGCCGACAGUUAGCAGGUAGCUCGCGAGCACCCUCCAUGAAGAUAUCGCUGCCACUGUCUGAUCCGAUUACACAUCGUCCAUGUAAAACCUAGUAGUCUAGGGCUUCCAGUUAUGUAUGUUACUAUGUAUAGAAUAGAUAGUCGAAUAACGAUGAUUUUUAUUCUCUCGAGGAGCCUACGAAACACGGAGAAGAUUGGCGUUACGCUAUAAGCGAAUCGAUCGCAAGAUUAUCCAUAACUCGUAUACCGUUUACUUUUGAACGUGUUGUCUUUCGAUGUAAAUUGUUGAUCGCUGUAAAAACGAAGAAGGGAAAAAAACGAACGGCAUGAUGAGGUAAUGUCCGAGGUGUAGACGAAAAUCAACCUACCGCGACUCUAAAGCAACGAAGUGAACGUGAAAUCGUUAACCAAGCUAUAAGAGAUCAGCUGCAUUUUUGUGAUUAAAGCAUACGACAGAUGUUUCGAAGAAAGAAAAACGAUGGAGGUUCGACUUUCGUUCACGUUUUCAUUUGAAUUCUCCGACGAAAACAUAAAUGCGAUAUUGAUUAGUGAUCGGAGUGUUCACAAAGUGUCAAAUAUAGAUUAUAUACAGGGGUAAUUAUAAUAACUGAGAUAUACAUAUAUAUAUAUAUAUAUAUAUAUAUAUAUAUAUAUAUAUAUAAAAUAACGUUAGCGCAGUAACGAGCGGCGUUCUGCUCAAUAUUCGCUCCUUUUAUGAUGUCUGACAGAAAAUGCAUCACGAUAGGUACCGAUUUGUAAUCUGUACAAAUUGUAAUAAAUUAUAAUACGAACUGUACAUACGA
Molecule: messenger RNA, 2096 nt
Organism: Nylanderia fulva
Lineage: Eukaryota; Metazoa; Arthropoda; Insecta; Hymenoptera; Formicidae
Source: RefSeq, a predicted model, not a curated record